AUGAAAGAUGAGAAGGGACCGAAUCCUCUUCUAAACAUGUUCGCUUCCACUCGAGUAUUCCCCUUCCUUCAAGCAAUUCAACAGUGCUCACAACUUCCUGACUGGGAACUCUUGGAUCAGGCGGACAUCAUGACAUGGACACGAACUGUUGGAUUUGGGUACAAACAGGGCAAUGUAACUGACAAGUAUGAUUUGGUGAUCCUCAAUUCCGAUAUUAUGUGUCCGCACGGAGUGUUGCUUCGCUGUGAUCCUCAUGGAGCGGCUCUUCUUCGGAAAGGCGAUGUGGUAUGCUGUAUGCAUGGCAGUGCUUGUGAGAUUGCAAAGAAGGAAAAACAAAAAGAGGCUAACGAAGAUGAAACAUCGGAGCAGUAUGUGAAUCUGCUUGAUUCCAAGAAGGAAGCCCCUAAGAAAGACAGAGACGAUCUCAUACAAUCUUUGGCUCUCAAACUAAGAGAAUUAGAUGUUGUUAACAGUGGACCAAAAACGAAGAAUAAGGGAGCUCGUCGAAAAGAACUUAGAGAAAUGAAAGCUUUAGAGAAGAUGUUAAGAAAGCGGAAAGAGGAAAGCUCACGAAAGAUGAAAGAGGAAGCACUAGGAACGGACGAUUCUGAAGAGAAAUCGAAAAAGGCAACUGACGAGGAGGGUAGUGAGAAAAGAAAGCGAAAAGCGGAUCGCCAAAAACGAAAACCUGAUGGAAAGAAGGGGUCGUAUCGACGUGUUAGAGCUACUUUUCGAGAAUCUCCAAAGGAGCACCGCAAACAGGAACAAAGUAGGAGGAAAGAUGACGUUGUUUCUCCUCCUGAAACCCCAAAAGAGGAAAUAAAGGAUGAACUAGAUAUCUCGCCGUCAGCAAGCAAACGUCUAUUAGAUGAUAUUGAUGAAAGUGGGGCAAGAAAAAACAAAAGAAAGGAACGGCGAGAAAGAAGGAAAAGAGAGAAAAAGGACAAACGUGAAAAACAGGAGAUUGAGCCGAAAAUGUUUGAGUCGAUCCGAAAUAUCAUGCCAAGCGAUCCAGAUCAGGUGGAGAAAGAGAAGAAAAUGGAAGAUAUGUCGAAAUCAGAUUCCACCAAAACGCCCACUCCACAAUCACUGACUGGAUUGGCAAAGUAA
Molecule: messenger RNA, 1110 nt
Organism: Haemonchus placei
Lineage: Eukaryota; Metazoa; Nematoda; Chromadorea; Rhabditida; Trichostrongylidae
Source: the annotation of a GenBank genome assembly